Molecule: messenger RNA, 1086 nt
Organism: Owenia fusiformis
Lineage: Eukaryota; Metazoa; Annelida; Polychaeta; Sabellida; Oweniidae
Source: the annotation of a GenBank genome assembly
AGGAAAUCAUGGUUUUCGUAUCAUAAUUUUGUUUGGAAAGGAUUACCUCUAAUCGCUGAUCAAUAAUCCGCUUAGUGGAUACAGGAGAAUACCAGGUGGUACCUUGGGGAAACAGGUACUGGACAAUUUCAUAAAGUGAUAUAGACACAACAAUCAACAGUACUAAGUUGGUCCGAGUUCCUGGGACUUGAUUAUCAGUGCAAUAGUCUUGAAUUGUUAAUGCGUUAAUUGAAAUUUGAAAGAGUUUAUUAGGAAUAAUAUCGAGUGAUUUUAUGUGUGAAUAAGUCAUUUUUGAACAUUUUAAUUAUUUUUUCGUACUAAGAACAACUCAGAUAUACAGACAAUACGGAGAUAUCUCAAUUGAAGCUAAGAUGGGUGAGAGUGGCGAUGGGGACUACGUGCUGAGUGACGAGAGCGCUAAACAGCUCGUAGAAGCUCUUGAUGUUGGCCAGGAGAUAUCCAUUGAGAUGAAGGUCGUGGGAGAAUUCCGACUAUGGAUGAUACUGGGAAUCAUUCUAUCUGGGAUCACAAUAAUAGUCGUAAUACUGUGCUGUAUUUUUGACUGCCGGGUGCCACGUAGCAAACAAGAGAUUGAAGAGGACAAGAGGCGCCGAAAGAUGGCACAACGAUAUGUCGAGGAAUUUGAUCGUGUAACACACUCUGUUUUUGAACAAGAGAAUGCACCGACCAAGAAAAAUACCUCUCGUGAAAAACAAGGAGUCCACAACCCAGCAUUUAACGACGGGACCACUGAAACCCUAAAAGGGGGGCGCAUUGGUAACGGUCACAACUACCCAGGGGCAGUCCCCGGGCCGAGUGAUUACACUCCUGGGGAACAGGAAUGGACAGUACAUAAUGAUGAUGAUGCAACAGCUGUCAAACGCAGUACUCAUACUUCUACUACUCAUUACAGACCAAUGGAUGGGAAUGCAAGAGUACAAGACAAUGGUGGACCGAGGAAAUAUAGACAAGAUGUGGAAAAGGGGGAGACCGAAUAGAAAUGCAACCUAUAAUUGUUGUUAACAGCAAGGCCUUUUAAGUGAUUUUCAUUUCAAUGAAAUACACGGUUGAUCAAUAAAUACUGAG